UCACUGAGACGGCGAGAGGAACACGGAUGAGAAAACCGACAUUAGUCGCCGGAGAGAAGGAAGCAAUGUUUGGGCUGUCUUACGGCGAGAUUUUACUAAUCAUCGGCGCCACCGCUGCUGUUGUUGGUCCCAAGGAUCUUCCGAUUCUUGCUAGAGCAGGAGGAAGAUUAUUCGGAAGAGCCAUUGGUUACAUCAAUUUGGCUCGUGGUCACUUAGACGGUGUCAUGAAACAACCUCAGAUGCAAGAGAUAUCGAAAGAAGUUCAAGAUUUGCGAGCACAAGUAGACGCUAUUAGCCAUGGAGCUAGAUUUUCUCUAUUUGAUUCUAGUCCUUUGACUCGUAGAGUGGACAACCAAGCUCCACAAUCUAGUCCAAGCACCAAUGGGAAUGUUACAUCGGUUCAUGUUGAGGAAAAACAGAAGCCUGCAGAUCAUUAUACAAAGGCUCAAGAAUUUAGUGGCUCGUCGUCAGCUUCAGUUAACCUUCACGCUCAAGCAACAUCAUUUGCACGAUUAUCUGAGACGGUCAGUGGCAAGACGCACGAUCUAAGCAGUGAUUCACCUGUUCUUCCGGUAUCAGCUGAGAUGGCAAAGUUGCUUCCUCAACGCAAAGAUAGUGCAAGAGGAUCUGAUUUAAUGCUUGAGGCGGUUCUUGAAGCGGAAGUAGCACACAAGGCUAAAAGCUUUUUUGCAGAAGCAGAAAAAGAAACUCCGGCUUUAAAAGGUGUGGCUAAACAACCUCAUUCGUCUAGAACACGAACUUAAACUACAAUAUCUCACAAAUAAAACCGACCCCUGUUUGUAAUGUUGGGACUGUUUUGGAGGGAAAUUUUUCACUGAUGGGAAAGGGGAAAGUUGAACUCCGGUACUGGUAAGUAGCUUCAGUAGAGUGGCCCUUAUGUUAAAUGGGCCGAGAGCCUGCUCUCGGUUUCUGCUGCGGCAACAAGUGAUCAACUUGGUCAAUUUUGUAACUAAUCCUGCAGAUUUAUAGGUUUUAGGGAAAUUUUAAUUCUCUAAUUAAACCGCUAGUCUUUUAACUCUACUAAUUGAUCUCAAAUACAUUCGAUUUUUA
This is a messenger RNA of Camelina sativa (false flax), 1071 nucleotides long. RefSeq lists its product as uncharacterized. The record is from RefSeq and is a predicted model, not a curated record. NCBI's taxonomy places the organism in Eukaryota, Viridiplantae, Streptophyta, Magnoliopsida, Brassicales, Brassicaceae.